AUGUCGCCCGUCAUCCAUUGUGUCCGCCAUGCACAGGGGUUUCAUAACCUGAACCAUGCUAAUCAUAUCCUUCCGGACCCUCUACUUACUCCUCAUGGCGAGACUCAAUGCCGAAAUCUCCUUAUCAAUUUUCCAUUCCACUCAGAUGUCGAGUUAAUAGUUGCAUCGCCGCUCCGAAGGACAAUAUAUACGGCCUUGUUAGCAUUUGAAGUACCAUUGAGAGAAAAGGGCCUAAAAGUGAUUGCCUUACCUGAAAUUCAAGAGACCAGUGAUGUACCGUGCGAUAUCGGCAGUGAUCUCGAGGCUCUAGAAAGGGAAGUUAGGGAAAACGACUUGCCCGUGGACUUAUCUUUGGUAACAGAGGGUUGGAAUAAUAAGAAAAAUGCAAGAUGGGCUCCGGACGCCAAAGCAAUUUCAGCUCGUGCCCGAGAAGCACGCCGAUGGCUGAAGUCGAGGCCUGAAAAGGAAAUCAUUAUGGUCUCCCACGGUGGUUUCUUGCAUUACUUUACCGAAGACUGGCAAGACAGCACACUUUAUACCGAGAUCCUUGACCAACUCGUUUUAUCCUCUUUGUUCGUUUUCACGUACGAAGUCACGAAGAAAAAACCUAGCCCCAAUAACUAUACUAAUCUCCGUCCGUCCCCCGUCUGGCCAGGCACCGGCUGGGCGAACACUGAAUUCCGAACCUACGAAUUCUCCGAAGCAAUCCACGAUGAUGACCUCUAUGGACACAAAGUCGGCGGCGAUAACGCAUCUAUUAUAGAAACAAUUGAUUCAAGACAACGGCGAGGCAAGCAAGACCCUCCCAACGCUCGCGAACAACAGAAGCAAUUUUUUGUCCAAGCCAUGACAGCCUGGGAAAAUCAAAUUCUCCAAAAUGCCGCAAAUGAGAAGAGUGAGGAGAUUCAACAAAAGCAGGCAGUCGAGGUGGAUGCGAAUUGA
Ophidiomyces ophidiicola is the source of this 942-nucleotide messenger RNA. RefSeq lists its product as uncharacterized. Gene Ontology annotation, cellular component: cytoplasm. NCBI's taxonomy places the organism in Eukaryota, Fungi, Ascomycota, Eurotiomycetes, Onygenales, Onygenaceae. The transcript has 4 exons. The coding region runs from base 1 to 942 and encodes 313 amino acids. Gene Ontology annotation, molecular function: phosphatase activity. The record is from RefSeq and is a predicted model, not a curated record.